Lottia gigantea (owl limpet) is the source of this 747-nucleotide messenger RNA. RefSeq lists its product as hypothetical. The transcript is spliced from 2 exons. Bases 1 to 747 code for a protein of 248 amino acids. The record is from RefSeq and is a predicted model, not a curated record. Lineage: Eukaryota; Metazoa; Mollusca; Gastropoda; Lottiidae.
AUGGGAAUUAAACAAGACACCACUAGACAUGACAAUCUUUCUUGUAGAACAGACUUUUUAUCAUUUUACUCUUCCACAGAGCAAUACCAUAAAUACUUAGUACCAUAUUUAGAAUAUAUUCAGUACCAUAAAUAUUUAGUACCAUAUUUAGAAUAUAUUCAGUACCAUAAAUAUUUAGUACCACAUUUAGAAUAUAUUCAGUACCAUAAAUAUUUAGCACCAUAUUUAGAAUAUAUUCAGUACCAUAAAUACUUAGUACCACAUUUAGAAUAUAUUCAGUACCAUAAAUACUUAGUACCAUAUUUAGAAUAUAUUCAGUACCAUAAAUAUUUAGUACCAUACUUAGAAUAUAUUCAGUACCAUAAAUAUUUAGUACCACAUUUAGAAUGUAUUCAGUACCAUAAAUAUUUAGUACCAUAUUUAGAAUAUAUUCAGUACCAUAAAUACUUAGUACCACAUUUAAAAGAUAUUCAGUACCAUAAAUACUUAGUACCAUAUUUAGAAUAUAUUCAGUACCAUAAAUAUUUAGUACCAUAUUUAGAAUAUAUUCAGUACCAUAAAUAUUUAGUACCACAUUUAGAAUAUAUUCAGUACCAUAAAUAUUUAGUACCAUAUUUAGAAUAUAUUCAGUACCAUAAAUACUUAGUACCACAUUUAGACGAUAUUCAGUACCAUAAAUACUUAGUACCAUAUUUAGAAGAUAUUCAGUGCCACUGUAAGAAGACUCAGAAUCACUUUUAUCAAUAA